Molecule: messenger RNA, 2523 nt
Organism: Pleuronectes platessa (European plaice)
Lineage: Eukaryota; Metazoa; Chordata; Actinopteri; Pleuronectiformes; Pleuronectidae
Product: sodium- and chloride-dependent GABA transporter 2
Exons: 14
Coding region: 1-1719 (572 amino acids)
Biological process (GO): sodium ion transmembrane transport
Cellular component (GO): membrane
Source: RefSeq, a predicted model, not a curated record
AUGGAGGAGCGAGGCCAGUGGAGCAACAAGCUGGAGUUCAUCCUGUCGGUCGCAGGCUCCAUCAUCGGACUGGGCAACAUGUGGCGGUUCCCCUACCUCUGCUACAAGAAUGGAGGAGGGGCGUUCCUCAUCCCCUACAUGAUCUUCCUGUUCACCUGUGGCGUCCCCGUCUUCUUCCUGGAGACGGCCCUGGGCCAGUUCACCAGCCAGGGAGGCAUCACCUGCUGGAGGAAGAUCAGUCCCUUGUUUGAAGGACUGGGCUAUGGCACCCAGGUGAUAGUGACCCUGCUGAACUUCUACUACAUCAUCGUUCUGGCCUGGGGCAUCUUCUACCUGUACUAUUCCUUCUCCUGGGACCUGGCCUGGUCGUCCUGCAACAACACGUGGAACACAGAAAACUGUAUGGAGUUCCAGAAGAGAAACUUGUCUUCCAACUCCUCAUUCAACGCCACCUCUCCUGUAUUGGAGUUCUGGGAGAGGAGAGCGCUGAGAAUUUCUCCCGGCAUCGACCAGAUCGGCUCUCUGAACUGGGACCUGGCCCUGUGUUUGUUCAUCGCCUGGAUCAUGUGCUACUUCUGCAUCUGGAAGGGGGUGAAAUCCACCGGAAAGGUGGUGUACUUCACUGCGACCUUCCCCUACCUGAUGCUGAUCGUGCUGCUGAUCAGGGGGCUCACGCUGCCCGGGGCUGCGAUCGGGAUCAAGUUCUACCUUUACCCAGACCUGGGACGCCUGUCGGACCCACAGGUGUGGAUGGACGCCGGCACCCAGAUCUUCUUCUCCUAUGCCAUCUGUUUAGGGUCGCUGACAGCUCUGGGAAGCUACAACAAAUACAACAAUAACUGCUACAACGGCACCAGUUUUGUGGCGGGCUUUGCGAUCUUCUCCAUCCUGGGUUUCAUGUCUUAUGAACAGAACGUCCCGAUCUCAGAAGUAGCCGAGUCUGGUCCUGGCCUUGCCUUCAUAGCUUACCCCCGUGCUGUAUCCAUGAUGCCCUUCUCUCCCGUGUGGGCCGCCCUCUUCUUCAUCAUGAUUGUGUUUCUGGGGCUGGACAGCCAGUUUGUGUGUGUGGAGAGCCUCGUGACGGCGAUCGUGGACAUGUACCCGACUGUGUUCCGCCGCAAGAACCGCAGGGAGCUCUUCCUCUUGGUCGUUGCUUUCGUCUCCUUCCUCAUGGGCCUCAUCAUGCUGACGGAGGGAGGCAUGUACAUCUUCCAGCUCUUUGACUACUACGCAGCCAGUGGGAUGUGUCUGCUCUUCAUGUCCAUCUUUGAGACUGUCUGCAUAGCAUGGGUCUAUGGUGCCGAUCGUUUCUAUGACAACAUUGAGGACAUGAUUGGGUACCGACCAGGACCGUACAUCAAGUUCUGUUGGAAGUUCCUCACCCCGGCCACGUGCAUCGGUACCUUUGCCUUCUCCAUCAUCAAAUACACUCCUCUCAAGUACAACAAUGAGUAUGUGUACCCAUGGUGGGGCUACGCCAUCGGCUGGCUGCUGGCUAUGUCCUCCAUAAUGUGCAUCCCGCUCUGGAUGGUGUACAAGAUCAGCACGACUCAGGGGACAUUCCGAGAGCGCAUUCAGGUGCUCAUCACACCUUCUGAUGAUUUACCCAAAACCAAGAGGGAGCAGGAGAGGCUGCAGGCCAUCUUUGCUCCCGAGGACGACGCCACCACGGCUAAAAAUGGCUACUUCCCCGUCUCAGACAAAGACACCAACGUAUGAGACUCCACUGGGGAUACGUACGAAAGAGACGUGUGGUUUUUUUGGUUCCAUCAAUCACUUGCUGCAUCCUCCCUCCGCCCCUAAGAUCAGUGCAGGGAAAGGUGUAACAAAGUGUCACAUCAUCUACUAUAACUUGUGGAGGACUCAGGAGAUAACAGGCCGACAGUGUUGGGCUUUGGCAGAGCCCGGCAUUUCAGGGAUAACAGUAAUAUGAUAAAAGUCUGAUACUGGAGAUUAAAAAGUAUCUUUUCACAUAUUGGAUAUGUAGACGUUUGGGAAGGGACAAGAGCAUUUUUUUCAGGGACAAAAGUAAUUUGCUUUACUCAGAAUGAAAUCCAUUAAUAUGCUGGCAUGGAUUGUUCGGCUCUGCAUUUCAUCGAUGAUGUAAAUAGCACAACACAAUGUAAGAUGGAAUUCAUGAGUCAUUAACAUUUUGGUUUCACAAGUGCCACUAAAAGUUUUCUGCAAAUGCAUUUGACAGUAAGAGUGCAGGUUACAACUGUUAAACGAAGUCUCCUUGUCUAUCGGUAACAUAACUUCAUGGCUACUUGGUCAUAUUUGUAUCAUAUAUUGUAUUAUCAUAACUGAUUGCGGAGAUUUUUUUUUUUGCAUUUACAAGAAUUUAAUUAAAAUUUUAUAUUUUACGUGAAUAGACUGUGAAAAUGUAGAAUGCCAGUGAAAAUUAUAUAUAUUACUCUGUAGAUGUGCAGUAGGUUGAGGAUUAACAUGGUACAUGCAGGGUAGUUUCGUAUUGUAUAAUAUGAAUCUUGUAAGUACAUUUUUAAAUAAAGAUGCUAAUUUUCA